This is a messenger RNA of Sitodiplosis mosellana (orange wheat blossom midge), 6824 nucleotides long. It is a transcript of the gene htk, whose product is annotated as AT-rich interactive domain-containing protein 4B. Bases 461 to 6181 code for a protein of 1906 amino acids. Gene Ontology annotation, biological process: regulation of transcription by RNA polymerase II. The record is from RefSeq and is a predicted model, not a curated record. Gene Ontology annotation, cellular component: nucleus. Gene Ontology annotation, molecular function: transcription cis-regulatory region binding. Lineage: Eukaryota; Metazoa; Arthropoda; Insecta; Diptera; Cecidomyiidae. The transcript is spliced from 6 exons.
AUGCAUCGAAAAUGUGUCGCGUGAUUAUUGCCUGCUUUCUGUCGACAUUGAUAAGUCAAAGUUUUUUUUUCGCUUGCGGAAACUCUCCACAUACAAACACACAAAUGUGAAUGGAUGUGAGCGAGUGAGGAGAAUGAAAGAAUGAAAAAAAACACAAGCAGUCAUUCGUACUGGCAAAAGAGUGUGUAUGAUUUAUAUAUUUAUGUUUUUGCGUACGUUCAUAUUGACAGAAGAAAAGAAGUGCGACUAGUUAAAAGCGAAAAGAGUGAAGAAAUUAAACGAUCAAGUAUCGUGAGUGUGUUAUAAUUAAGCAAAUAUUGAUAAAAAGAACGCAAAACUCGGUUCACCAUCAAAAAAGAACACAAACAAAUGUUUUUCGCUGGACAUUUAUUAUGUUAAGAUCGUAAAAGUGGCUUUUGUAAGCGAUAACUUGAGUUUUGAGCGAUACUUCCUCCAAAAAAUGCAGCAAGUCGAUGAUCCUCCCUAUCUGACGGUGGGCACGGAGGUAAGCGCCAAAUACAAGGGUGCUUUUUGCGAAGCGAAGGUGCGUAAAGUGGUUCGCAAUAUCAAAUGCAAGGUUGCUUAUAAACAAGGUCUUGGCUCCGGUACGGUGUCCGAUGACCAAAUCAAAUGUGACCUUUUGCGUGUCGGUGCAACGGUCGAAGUGAAACACCCGGAUCGACGAGAGACGGUCGAAGCAACCAUAACAAAAAUUCAAGAUUACUCACAAUAUACCGUCGUGUUUGACGAUGGUGACAUUACAACAUUACGACGCAGUGCAUUGUGUCUGAAGAGCGGACGACAUUUUAACGAAAGCGAAACGUUGGAUCAGCUACCGUUGACACAUCCCGAACAUUUUGGGAAUCCAGUGAUUGGUGGACGCCGCGGCAGAAGCUUGGAGUUGUACAAAAAGAGUGUUGCUCGAUCACGACAAGGUCAAACACCAGAUGAAAGUUCCGAAGAGGACGAAGAGCCAGAAGCAGUGAAGCCACGAAUCGUCGAAAAAGAAGAGCACAUUGGCAAGAUUGUCUGCGUUGAAAGUACAGACACCAAGAAAAAAGGGCCAAAAGAAAACUGGUUCCCAGCUUUGGUUGUAGCACCAACGGCACAAGACACUGUGAGAAUUCGUGUGAAAGAGGAAUAUUUGGUGAGAUCAUUCAAAGACGGCCGUUAUUACACCGUUCCUAAGAAAGAGGCCACUGAGUUCACACGUGAACAAGCAACGAAACAAGAUACGGCGGCCGUACAGGCAGCGUUAGAAUAUUUGCAUAGUGAUUGUCUGCCUGCGCAUUGGGAUCGCGAGGUAUUGUUUGGCUUGGGCAAUUCAUCGAGCGAUUUUUACAAUGAAUUCGAUUCUGACACGUCGGACGAUGAGCCCACUGAAGAGAAAGACCAUUUCGUAGCACAACUCUACAAGUACAUGGAUGAUCGCGGAACACCGUUGAACAAAGGUCCAAGUAUCAUCAAUAAGGAUGUCGAUUUAUACCGGCUUUAUCGAGCUGUUCAAAAGCUCGGCGGUUACAAUCGCGUUACAUCGCAAAAUCAAUGGAAACAAAUUGCGAUUCGGCUGGGCUUUGUUCCGACAACCACGAGCAUUCAGAAUCUCGUAAAACAAGCCUACAAAAAAUUCCUAUUGCCAUUCGAAGAGUUCGAUCGAAAAUUGGGCUGUUCGUUGGUCGCACACCCACGAGCCAAUCGCAUCAAAGGUCGAAGUUUGUUGCGAGCCAAUUCAGUCGCUUCACCGAAACCGGAAAAAGAGGCCAAAUCCACCACAUCAGCGGCUGAAGAGUCGGAGAAUACAAGUGAAUCAAGUAUUGACACAAAACCAAAAACUAAAACCGGUAAAGUGAAAUCAUUGGUUGAUCGAUACGAAGAGAAAGUGGAUGAAAGUCGACGCGAAUCGAAGGAAAAUCCAAAGGAAAAGGAAAAAGAAAAGGAAAAGGACAAAGAAAAGGAGACGAAGAAAGAGAGUGGGAAACGAGAUAAGGAGAAGGACAAGGACAAGGAAAAGGAAAAGGAAAAGGAAAAGGAAAAGGAAAAGGACAAGGAGAAGGAGAAGGAGAAGGACAAGGACAAGGAUACGGCAUCAAGUUCCAAGAUUGAUGUGCCAGUGACGCCAUCAAGUAAAAAAGAGAAAUCGAACAAAAAACCAGUCACACCGCAGGUUGAUGAAAGGAAAAGCCGAAAGAAGGGCAAAGACGUCGAAAGCAAUGAAAAGAUUAAAGUCGAAACCGACGAAAAAGACAAGGUCGAUCAAAGCAAUGUGCAACCAAUCAAUGUUGGUGAUAAAUUGCGAGUUUAUUAUCAUGAACAAAAAGUCACGUACGAAGCAAAAGUAAUUGAAAUUUCCAAACAAAAUGACAAUUUGUUGUACCUCGUACAUUACACCGGGUGGAAUACAAGGUAUGACGAAUGGGUGCCGAAGGAGCGGAUUGCCGAAAAUUUAACGAACAGUAAAACGAGCAAGCGUGCAAAAGCUGGUGUUAAAAAUGAAACUCGUUCAAAUAGUUCGACGUCAGAGAAAUUGCCAGGUCCAUCGCCAGUGAUUCGUUCAUCGAGUAAACGAAAUCGCGUCAGUUCAAGGGGUGAUUCACAACCGCCUCGUUCUACAACCCCAUCAUCGAUUGCCUCGAAUUCAAGUCGAACAAAAUCUCCGGCAACACCAGCUCAACAGCGUCGCACAACUCGUGGUCAACCGGGUAAAUUGCGACGAACAUCCAACAACACCGACAUAUCAUCGCUGCAAACCGACUCAGACAGUGAUUCCGAUGAGCCAGUCGUGAAAAAACCAACGCCAAAACGGAAAUCAGGCGCGGUUAAAGCGAAAGUCAAACGUGAGGCUGCUAUCGAAGCGGUUGAAAUAAAAAAAGAAAAAGACUCGAAUCCAAGUUCGGAAGAGGAGACAUUGGCCAGUGCGGUUGCGAAGAGACGUGGUGAAAUCGAUUUGAAUCAAAUGCGUUCCGAACUCAAAGGCUUCAAUGACAUUGAUAAACCAUCGACUGAUGCCGGCGUUUCAAGUUCAACGACGAUGGUUGAAAAGAAAUUUGAUUACAUCCCAAAAGUGGAACCGACCGAAGCGGAUAUCACAACAACAGCAACAACAUCAAGCACGACCGUUAGCACCAGCACUGGUAUCACAGCUCGAACGAAAGCAUCACCUGUCAAUUCAUCCGAUACGAAUGAUUCGUCUGGCGACGAAGAUUCACAAUUCUCCGAUAAAACGACUACACUUGAGAAUGUGUCAGAUAAAUUGAAUAAAUUCAUUUUCGAUAAAAAUGCGUCGGGCAGUAAACAUGAUAUGGUAGCAACAUUGAAACAGUCAGGCAUCGAGAAAAUCAUCAAAAGCACACUGGCAGAGAAACCAAAAGCAUUGCCCGAUAAACCAACGAUGAAAACACUCGUCGAACACACACCAUUAAAGGAGGUCGACAAAAAGGUCGAAAGUGAUGCAACGACCGAUAGGGAAUCGAAACCAUCGGCAGCGUCCGAACAAAAGCACACAACAACACACGAUAAAGAAGCGGCCAAAGAGACAAAGACAAAAGGAGCUGUGGUUGAGCCUGGUUCAGAACAAGUGAGUGGUGUGACGGUGAAAAUUGAGGCAGAUAAAUCAAUUUUAGCAGAGAAACCGGAUCAAGAAUCGGAUCUUACUAAAACGAAGCUACCUGAUGCGGAGAGCAAAACGGAUACUCCAUCACAAACGCCAACGACAUCAACACAAUCUUCCACCAGUCAAGAGCAACUGACAUUGGACCCGAAACUCAACACCGAUGUUACGUUAAAGGUUGAAGCUGGCGAAAAGCCAACGCCGAAACAAAUCUUUGCCGAAAAACCUAAAUCAUUCAACAAGACAAUGAUACGGCAACCGCUGGCAUCUCCUAAAGACGAACCGAAAUCGAGUGGUGAUUCCGAUGCAGUGGCCAGUGGCAGUGCAUCAACUUGUGAUAUUUAUGAGUUUAAAGAACCAGAACUGUUCGAAUUCGAAACAUCAAAGAAACUAUCGCCAGAAGUGGACAAAAAGGCAAAGCGAAAAGCACAAAUUGAUACAGCGAAACCAUCCGCAUUAUCAUCAUCGUCGUCCUUAUCACCAACGUCAACGGCCAUGCCAGCAAAACGAACAAAAAAACCGAGUAAAGAGCCGGAAAAACCGACCAAAGAGAGUGACGACCGAAAAUCACCAAAAUCAUUGCUAACCACCGGUUCUGUGUUUUCGGUGCGUGUUGAUUCGAUAUUCGAUUCGUUGCGCAAAUCACCAUGCUAUAUGCCAGAUCAAGUCGAUGAAGCCAUGAUGAUGAGUGAGGAUUGCCCAUCAACAUCCGAAGCAAUACCAGUACAACAAUUGCAAUCUGAGAUGAAGCCAUUGUUUAUCAAUUCAUUUGUCGAUGCAACGCCGGCAGAUACAUCGAAAAUAUUCGAUUUGAAAAGUGGCCCCAGUGAUUUUAAAGAGGAUCUGGAAAAUGAUUUGGAAUCAGCAAAAAAAUUCAUUCUGAGCGAUGAAGUGUUGAAUCAAGAGCCGCCAAAAAUUGACAAGCCAUCAUCAAUUGCCGAUAAAGUGUUGAAAGCGCUUCAUUCAGCACAGCAAAUGCCUGGUACAUCUGCAGCAGCUGGCUCUGAAACUUCGUCGAUCGAAAUAUCAACAGCAGCAGCAGCAGCAAAAGACACGGAAUCAGAGAGCACAAAACCAAUUACGGUUGAUGUCAAACCAAAGGUGUUAUCCUUUGACAAAUCGGUUACACCAUCCACAUCGACAUGUGGCGUUAGUGAUUCAGCGACGACAUCGGCACGAGCUACUUCAUCAUCUUCAUCAUCAUCAUCAGCAUCAUCAACAACAUCAUCAUCAUAUCGGGCUGGCAUCUCGCCAACCACCGAAUCAGCAACCAUUAAGCCAGUUCUCAAUAAGAUUGAUAUUCUGGAAUCAAUAUCACCGAAAAAUAACGAUCUCAGUGAAACGAUCCAGAAAUUGGAAUCAGCCAUUCAGAAAUCGGGUGAGCACACUCACAUGUCCGAAGAUACAUCGGACAGCACGGACUCAGAGCAACGACUUGUUAUCGAAGAUGAAUCUCAAAGUUCGGAAACGCCGAAUGAAUUCGUUUUGAGCAAGCAGGAAAGUGAUCAAUCAUAUGGCGGUAAGCAAAUUGGCAAAGAAAAAGAGAAACCAUCAACGGUGGCUGCUCCAGUGGUUCUUGAUAAGAAACUGCAUGAUUUCGAUGAGAAAGAGAGUGCUGAAAAAUCAACGCCAACAAUAUCAACGGCCACGACAGCACCGGUGUCGAAUAUCACACCAAGUGUCACAAAUACUACCGCAAGUCCAGAUUCAAAGGCUCAGGACGAGCCAAGUAGCAGGGAUCAAAUGGCAACAGCAGUGAAAACCGAAGAAUCUGCCGAUAAAGUUAAGAUUGAGGAUGAACUUGCCGCUGAGAAUGCUCAAAAUGAAUCAAUAUCGUUGUUGUUGUGCGAAGAAACCAUUCCGGGUAGCCCAGCACCAGCCUGUCCAAAGGAACAAUGCGAUUUAAUCAAAAAGAAUUAUGAUAGUAUAUUCACUAGUCCAUCGACAGUAGCUGAGGUUGAUGCCAAGCCAAUUCCCACCGAAACCAGCACCAGUAGCACCACCACCGCUGUCGCUGAUGGCAAACACAAUAAGAGUAAAAAUGCUACGCCUCGCAGUUCUCCCAGAGAUUCAAUGAGUCAGGAAGAUAGUAGCGAAGAGAACAACAAAAAACCAGAACCUGAUCGCAUUGGAUCAGCCAAAAAGCGACGUUGCACUCGUAAGCAAUCUGAAGCAGAAGUAGCAUCAAAACGACGAAAAACGGCUGCGAGAAGGAACACCCAAACUGGCUCCGAAAGUGAAGAUAACUCAGAUGCAAUAACUCCACAUAAGCUACAACGACCAUCAAAACAUUAUCAAUACAAUUUUCUUGUUCAGCUUGAUCCGGCUAUGAAUAGCAGUCAGCGAAUCACUUUGCUCAAGAAGAAGAUUCAAGAUUUGCGCAAAACCUACAACAUGAUCAAAACUGAGUUGGCAAGCAUUGAUCGGCGGCGGAAAAAGUUGCGGCGUCGCGAGCGAGAAAUGAAGAAAAAUGUCCAGAAGCAGUUACAACAGCAGCAACAGCAACAACAGCAGCAGCAACAGCAGCAAAAUCAGCCAAUACAAGUCGAUGAAAAUCACCCAUCAAUAAUAUAAAUGUCGUAACAUGAUGCAAAAGUACGAGAAUGUGUCUUUUCUAUUUAACUCUAAGACAAAUGCAAGAACAUUCUUUCCCCCCCCCCAUUUUUUUCGCAUAAUGGAAUAGCAAUUAUUUUACAUAUAUUUUUUUUGAAAAAUUAUUUGAGGAUUAUUUACUCUCUUGCGCCUGUGUAAAAGUAUGGAAUUCCAUUCUAUUUUGUAAUUGAGAAAAAGAAUAUCAUUUUAAACAUUUUUCACUAAAACUUCAAGAAAAUGAUAGAAUGGAGGUUAAAAAAAAUGUUGGCCCAGCCAAGUUUCAUUCUGUUUUUAUAUGCACGUAUAUUUUAAUGCGUUCACAUCAUCAAUUUGUUUUUUCAUUUUACAUCUUAUCGAUUCUCAAUUUUUCAAUUUAUUAAGCGAAAGAAGAAGAAAGAACACAAAAAUUGAAAUGAUACCAAUAAUUGAGACAUUUGCACGUAGAAAACUACUUUAGAAUUAGUUCUGAUAUUAGACCGUUUUUUCUCGUCAAAAAACACAAUUAUACAAUUUGAAAUAUUAAACAUGUUUGUAUAUGUGCAAAUUAAGUUCGUAAGAAUUUUACUAAGCUGAGGAAUUGUAUUUACUACGUUUUAAAUAAAAAAAAAAAGAAAUUUAAGGAAAA